AUGGAGGCACCGAACUGUAAUGGCCUCAAUGCAACGGAGUGCCUUCUACGCGUUACAGCUAGCAUACUCGACCAGCUGAGGGAGGAAAACCGCGACUUCAAUUGGGAUCCGGCCAGCUUUGUGGUGACCCUCGUUAUCGGUAUCAUCGCAGCUGCUUUUGCUUUCUUUGCCAUUAUCCAGGGCUUCUUGGCCGCUGGCCCGGGCAGGCAUAAAUGCAGCAAAUAUGCUAUUGGUACUUGGGCCCGUCUCUCUAAGCGUCAUUUUGACUGGUCUGAGUUGCGUUAUCGUUCAAUUGCGCAAACCCCGGUUAUCAGUGCCGCAAGCCUGAUCGAUAAAAUAGUAUUCAGGGGCGGUCUUAUUAAGUGGCGGGAGAGUCAUUCAGACUGUUGGGACGACGAUCAACUAUUUUCAAAGCUCAAGCACGACCAAAAAGACACUUCAGAUUAUUUCCCAGCAACAUGGCUCAAAUUAUUGACUUGCACCGGACUGCAUCACCCAGAGUUAUGGAGGAAAAAGCCGCAAGGGACGGACUACUUGCCCUCCGACUUAGCAGCCGCUCCUGCAUAUUCCACUGUUGCUGAUUUGGUAACUAUUGCAUCAAUCGCAGCUGGCACAGUAUGGUUCGGUCAAAGUGGCCAAAGUACCGGUGACGAGGCUUCUAUGCAGGGGGAAUAUAUCGAUGUCAAUUUUCGAAACCAUCCACUUCUAGGCUUUGAAGAGUUUUGA
Molecule: messenger RNA, 726 nt
Organism: Fusarium sp. VM40
Lineage: Eukaryota; Fungi; Ascomycota; Sordariomycetes; Hypocreales; Nectriaceae
Source: the annotation of a GenBank genome assembly